Messenger RNA from Adineta steineri, 690 nucleotides. The record is from the annotation of a GenBank genome assembly. Lineage: Eukaryota; Metazoa; Rotifera; Eurotatoria; Adinetida; Adinetidae.
AUGUCGUCAUUAUCAUCAUCAAAGAUUCCAUUAAAAUCAUUAUAUCAUUCACAGGCAACAUCAUCAGUAUCUUCUAAUUUUAUAUCUAAACCAAAAUUUAUUUGGCGUUUUCCACCAUCCAGAUUUGAUCAUUUACCUAGUUGUACUUCAAAACGAUUAUCAACAUUUAAUAUUCAACCAUUAAAUAGUGAUGAUGAACUUAUUCAACGACAAGAAUUAGCUUUACUUAUUUAUGAACUUGGUUCACAUCUUAAUGUAUCAUUUACUUGUAUUUAUAUGGGUGUUGUUUAUAUGCAUAGAUUUUUUAUGCUACAUCCAUUUCAACAAUGUACUAAAGAAUCUGUAGCAGCAGCAUGUCUUUUUCUUGCCUGUAAAGUCAAUGAAAUGCCACGACCAUUAAAUGAUUUUACUCAACAUUUGUGUCAACUUCUAAAUCAAAUACAUAAUAAUACUAAAGAUAAUUUAUCACCAUCAUCAUCAUCAUUAACAACAACAGUUAUUAAUAUUACAUCUGAAAUUCUAUUAAAUUAUAAUCAACAAAUAAUUGAUUAUGAAAAUAUGUUAUUAUCUACUCUUGGUUUUUGCCUGAAUGUUGAUCAACCAUAUAUGAUUAUAACACGAACUUCUCAAACAUUAUCAAUACCAAUGGAAAUAACCCAAAAAGCAUAUGAAUUUGCUACUAAAUCGUAA